UUGCUGUUAUAACAGGGAGGUUCCGCUGCACUUGAUUAUGAGGGUCAUCUCAGAGCCGGUAUAAUGGGAGCAGAGCGUGAAAAUAUGAAUAUAUGAGAUCUACAGUCCACCGUCGUUUGGAAGCACAUUCAAAUUGUCGUAAAAAUGAAGAUUUGGAGCACGGAGCACAUAUUCAGCUACCCAUGGGAGACUGUGAUCAAAGCAGCAAUGAGGAAGUACCCCAAUCCAAUGAACCCUAGUGUUGUUGGAGUUGACGUUCUUAAUAGGAACUUGGACACACAUGGACGUCUACACAGUCAUCGGCUCCUCAGCACAGAGUGGGGUCUUCCAGGGAUUGUCAAAGCGAUUUUAGGGACAAAUCGAACCACCACGUAUGUACAAGAACAUUCCAUUGUGGACCCAGAAGAAAAAAAAAUGGAGCUUUGCUCAACAAACAUAACCCUAACAAAUUUAAUAUCUGUCGACGAAAGGCUUGUCUACAGGCCUCAUCCAGAAAAUCCAGAGAUCACUGUAUUAACACAAGAGGCUAUCAUCACAGUGAAGGGGGUCAGUUUGAGCAGCUACCUUGAGGGACUGAUGGCUCUAUCCAUGUCAGCUAAUGCAAGAAAGGGAUGGGACGCCAUUGAAUGGAUCAUUCAAAACUCUGAAAGGGAAAAUGUUCCUUUGUGUGACCUGUGUUGAACAGGUAAUGUUUCGCGUAGCACCUGUUUUUGGAUGGUACAAACCAGACAUGACAUGUUUUAUCAUAUGCAUUGGUACUAAAGGCUUUUUAAUAACUUGUUUAAUAAGCAGGUGAGGCUACAUGUUUGUAAUAUGCAUACAUAUUUAUUUACAUUAUUUAUUUCUUUAUUUUUUUCAUACUGAGGCAUAGAUGUUUUAAAAUUAUACAUUAUUUAUUUAUUUAAGGUCUGUUUCAUGAUGAGACGAGCUGAAGCAUAAUUGUCUAAAAUAUACAUAUACUUUAUUUAUUUAUUUUAUGUUAGUUUCAUUUGCGUUUUCAGAGCCCAUGAAUGAACUUUCACCAGCUCUGAAACCACAUCUGGCCUGCCUGACUUUGCCCCACCUUUCUUUGUGUUGAUGUUUGUACACAAAGGUAGUCAAAUGUGCUCAUUUAUGCACAUAAAAUUGCACUAUUACAGACAGAACUGUACAGAGUUUUGAAUGUCGCUACAUAAUAUGUAUGCACUGCACUGACUACCUCUUGUUUUAGAGUUCUUUUAAUGCCAUAACAAACUGGAUGUUCAGUUGUAAUUAAGAACCUUAAAUUUCAGAAUAUUUAGAAAGUGAAUGAAAUUUUUGCAGUGUUCUUAAUUUUUUUUAUCAUGUGAUUAAGGGGAAUAUCAGUUAAUUUAGUUGUUUGCUUCAGAAAGUUUGCAUGGGUAGUCCUAGAGUGUAAUUAACCUAUUUAAAUCUUGUAGGAUAGGUAUAUAACUUAUCAAAAGUCAUUUUGUAAUGUUUACUCUAAAAAAAGUAUAUUUAAAAGACGUUUAUGCUGCUUCAUAAUUAAGACAUUGUGAACAUAUUGUCAACCCAUUUGGGAGGCUUUUAAUUUAUUUAAUGAUAUGAACAAAUGCUCAUUUAUGGUUCAUGUUAAAAAAUUAUUUAUUUUUAUUAUUUUAUUCUUAUAAUACUUCUGUGGUUCAAUACAAAGAGCAUGUUUGCUUUAUUUUGUUUAUGUUUAGUAAAUUAUUAACCGUUUAUUUUCUUUAACAGUUCAGUGUAACAAAUUCAACAUAAUUUAAAAACAAUGCUUAUCAAAGUAUAACUACAAUUGUUAAGGUCUUAUGGAGCCACCUAUUGGCGAGACAGUUGAAAAAAUCUAAGAAAAACUUUUUGUAAAUAGAUUGCAGAAGACAGCGAACAUCUUUUUUUGGUUUAUUUUUUCUUUUCUUUUUUGUUUGUCCUACCAUUUUUACAUUUUUUUUUUUUACUUGACAAGACUGCCUUGUUAUUGUAUAAUUUUGACCUCUUUAAAUAUUUCUUUAAAUACAUUGUUUUCUAUUUAUUCAAAUGAAAUUAUCAUUCAGUGUCACUGUUAACAAACAAUUAUUUUCAUUAGUCAUAGGAUAGACUAUGACUAUGAGAUCCAGGCUAUAAGAAAAAUGAAAUUACCUACUUGACAUUGCGUAAAACUCCUCUGCUGGAAAAAAAAAACAUGUCAGCAUUUCUUCCCCAGUGAUGAAACACUACCCAAGCAGAAGUAAACAAACUUAUACGUUUGUAAUCGAGUCACCUAGAAAUCCCAGAUGAGUUUCAGGAAUCUAUUUUUAAUGUCUUCAGCAAUGAUUUUGUUAAAGAGAAAGUUAAUUAAAGGGUUAGUUCACUCAAAAAUGAAAAUUCUGUCUUUACUUACUCAGCCUCGUCGUCCCAAACCCGUACGAAUUUCGUUCACUUUAUUUACAAAAUAUUAAUCCCUAACGCACGUUCAUGAGAGCAUCACGACGCACGUGUGUUGCGUUGAAGGGAGAGCAGACCCAAAUGUGCGAGAGCAGACAUUGUUGCGUGAACGCGCGUUGGAGAUUAAUAUUCUGUAAAUAAAGUGGUAAGUUAUGUUUUUCUCCAAUGCUAUCUCACAACCAGUACGAGGUGGCUAAUUUGUACGACGCUACUCAUACGAAUAGAGUACCCCAGGGAUGACGUGUUUUUGUAGGCCAACCCGGAAGUUAGCGGCGCACGAGUUCCCUCGAUUGAAAGCCUAUGCAUUUUUCC
Megalobrama amblycephala (Wuchang bream) is the source of this 2709-nucleotide messenger RNA. RefSeq names its product PRELI domain containing 3A (gene prelid3a). Gene Ontology annotation, cellular component: mitochondrial intermembrane space. Gene Ontology annotation, biological process: phospholipid transport. Bases 145 to 681 code for a protein of 178 amino acids. The transcript is spliced from 6 exons. Gene Ontology annotation, molecular function: phosphatidic acid transfer activity. The record is from RefSeq and is a predicted model, not a curated record. Lineage: Eukaryota; Metazoa; Chordata; Actinopteri; Cypriniformes; Xenocyprididae.